AUGGUUCCAAAUGAAUCCCACCAGUAUAUGGGAAUUACCUGGUUGCUCCAGCAUUUUGGAUGGACCUGGAUUGGCCUGCUUGUCAUGGAUGAUGACAGUGGGGACCAUUUCUUGCAUGCCCUGGAACCGCUACUUUCCCGGAAGGGAAUCUGUUCGGCAUUCAUACAGAGAAUCCCAAGCCAAGGUCGUUUGCUUACCAUUAAUGAAAUGAGCAGUAUGUCCUCAAAUAUUUAUCUACCAUUCAUGGAUAAGAAAGUCAGAACCUUUGUUGUCUAUGGUGAAACUCUCACCAUUAUUUGGUUGAAUAUGUUGAUGAUUCUAGCUGGUUCAGAUGAUCAGGAAAACAUCUCUGUUGGAAAGUUGUGGAUAACAACAGCCCAGAUUGAUUUUACAGUAAUGGGACUUAUAACAAGUUGGGAUUCCAAAAUAUUCCAAGGCACCAUUUCCUUUGAAGUUCACUCAAAUGAGCCUCUUGGGUUCCAGGCAUUUCUUCAGAACAUAAAAUUUUCCUGGGCACAAGGAUAUGGUUUUCUCAAGGACUUCUGGGAGCAAGCCUUCCACUGUUCAUUUCCAAAUCCUAAGAUGCCAGCCAAAGUUGAUAAAGCAUGUACUGGAGAGGAGAAGCUGAAGGACCUUCCUGGGUCAGUUUUUGAAAUGCGCAUGACUGGGCAAAGUUACAGUAUAUUUAAUGCUGUCUAUGCUGUGGCACACGCUUUGCAUGCCAUGUAUGCAUCUGGACCUAAUCGCAGAGCAAUGUUGAGUAGCAAACAUCUUCAGCUGCAAGACCUUCAUCCUUGGCAGCUCCACCAGUUUCUUCAAGGCAUUUCAUUUAAUAAUUCUGCUGGAGAAAAUGUACAUUUUAAUGAUAAAAUGGAAAUUGUUGCUGGAUUUGAUAUCAUGAAGAUGGUCAUAUUCCCAAACAACUCCUUCCUUAAAGUGAAAGUGGGAAGAAUGGAUCCCAGUGAAGGAGACGAAUUUGUCCUCAAUGAAGAUAAGGUUUCUUGGCAGAGACGUUUCAAUCAGGUCCUUCCUUUUUCUCUGUGUAGUAAUUCCUGCCAUGUGGGGUAUCAGAAGAAAAAGAAGGAGGGGGAGAAAUUUUGUUGCUAUGAUUGUGAUCCAUGCCCAGAAGGGAAGAUUUCAUACCAGAAAGAUGUGGACUACUGCUUCCAAUGCCCAGAAGAUCAAUAUCCAAGCAAAAACAGAGAUCAGUGCAUUUCUAAGACAAUAAGCUUCCUGACCUAUGAAGAACCUUUAGGGAUCAGUUUAGCUUCAGUUACAAUCUCUUUUUCCUUUAUCACAGCCAUGGUGCUUGGAACAUUUAUUAAGCACAAAGAUACUCCCCUAGUCAAAGCCAACAAUCGGGACCUCACCUACAGUCUUCUCAUCUCUCUUCUUCUCUGCUUCCUCUCUUCUUUGCUGUUCCUUGGACAACCUGGGAAAGUGACCUGCCUUCUCCGGCAACCGACAUUUGGCAUCAUCUUCUCAUUGGCUGUUUCUUCUGUGUUGGCCAAAACCAUGACUGUGGUGGUGGCUUUCAUGGCCACAAAACCAGGGUCCAAUAUGAGGAAGUGGGUGGGGAAAAGCCUGGCCAACUCCGUUAUUGUUUCUUGCUCCCUCAUUCAAGCCGGCAUUUGUGCUGUGUGGCUGGCAACCACUCCCCCAUUUCCAGAUUGUGACAUGCAAUCACAGAUUGGAGAAAUUGUUGAGGAAUGCAAUGAAGGUUCUGUCAUCAUGUUCUAUUUUGUCCUGGGCUAUUUGGGACUUCAGUCCCUUAUCAGCAUCACAGUGGCUUUCCUAGCCAGGAAGUUGCCAGACAGCUUUAAUGAAGCCAAGUUCAUCACCUUCAGCAUGCUGAUGUUUUGCAGUGUUUGGUUGUGUUUUGUUCCAACCUACCUGAGCACUAAGGGGAAAUACAUGGUAGCUGUUGAGAUCUUCUCUAUUUUGGCCUCUAGUGCAGGGUUACUGGUUUGUAUAUUUUCCCCCAAAUGCUACAUUAUUUUGCUGAGGCCUGAGCUGAACAUCAGAGAGCAUCUAAUAAGAAGAACAAAUUAA
Molecule: messenger RNA, 2052 nt
Organism: Varanus komodoensis (Komodo dragon)
Lineage: Eukaryota; Metazoa; Chordata; Lepidosauria; Squamata; Varanidae
Product: vomeronasal type-2 receptor 26-like
Exons: 4
Coding region: 1-2052 (683 amino acids)
Biological process (GO): G protein-coupled receptor signaling pathway
Cellular component (GO): membrane
Molecular function (GO): G protein-coupled receptor activity
Source: RefSeq, a predicted model, not a curated record